AUGAAUCACCGCAUAAAGCAACUGCAAGAAAUGAUAGAUUUUAAUUGCGACCAAACUCAAAUUGUUGGAAUUGUCGGGAUGCCUGGGAUUGGUAAAACCACUCUAGCUGAAGAAUAUUUUGAAAGGUCAAAUGAUAGGUAUUCGUUUAACAAGAUUAUCUCGGACAUUCGUGAGAGAGGGCAUCAUUAUCUGGAGUACAAGCUUCUGGAAGGUCAAAAGUUAAAUGAGGAGGCUAACAUUUUCUCAAAGAAAAGUUUUCUUGUUUUGGAUGAUGUGAGCCAGAAGAAGCACAUAGAGUUUUUACUCCAAAACAGAAGACGGAUUAAGAAGGGAAGCAAGAUUGUCAUUACAACGCGUGACAAGUCAUCGAUAGCAGAAUUCUCUCCCGAAAUUUAUGUUGUCCCUCCCUUGAACGAUACAGAUGCCUGGCAGCUCUUUAAUGAUCAUGCCUUUAAAGGUGGAGCCUCUAGCACCAAGGGAAACUUCCCCAAGCUGACCCAAAAGUUUGUGGAUUAUGCUGGAGGCAAUCCACGAGCCCUCGAGGAACUUGGAAAGGAGCUUAAUGGGAAAGACGAGGCUGAAUGGGUGACGAGACUAGAGAACCUGCCAUACCAGUGCAAUAGUAUUAUCAAAAAAGAGUUGAAAAUCAGUUAUGAAGAACUCACUGAGCAGCAGAAGGAUGCGUUUCUCGACAUAGCUUGUUUCUUCAGAUCAGAGGAAGAAAAUUAUGUAAAGUGUUUAUUGGAUUCUGAAUGUGGUGAUGUUGUUAAAAAGCUUGCUGAAAUUUUUUUCAUUUGUAUCUCUGGGGGAAAAAUAGAGAUGCACAAUCUACUCUGUGCAUUUGGCAAAGAACUUAGGUCGGGGGAAAGAAUGUGUGAUCAUAGGAAAACUACUACAAUUCUAAGAGAUGCCGUUCAGCAGGAAACAAAAGAUGUGAGAGGUAUUUUUCUAGACACAUGCACAGAAACAAAAGGGAUAUCAGUAGACAGUAAAAGAUUUACCGAAAAGUUCAACCCGAUGAAUCUGCGGUACCUCAAAAUCUAUGACUCUCUUUGUCCAGAGAACUGUAAAGUAUACUUGCCCGACGGACUUGAGUUUCCCUUCGAAAAUAUUCGAUAUCUUCACUGGGAGAACAUUGAACUGAAGGAGCUUCCAUCAGAUUUCAACCCAAAAAAUCUUAUUGAUCUUAGGCUGCCUUAUAAUAGGAAGAUUGAACGUGUUUGGGGAGCUGUUAAGGAAUUGCCCCUGUUGAAAUGGGUGGAUCUAAGCCAUUCAACUAAGUUGACUGACCUGUCAGCAUUGUCGAAGGCAUAUGAUCUUCGAAGACUUAAUCUUAAAGGCUGCACAAGUCUGGAUAAGUUGCCAGAAGAGAUGGGAAAUAUGAAGCAACUUGUUUUCCUGAACCUCAGAGGAUGCACAACACUCUCAACUCUACCAGAAAGACUGAACUUGAUCUCUCUCAAGACCAUCAUCCUCAGUGAUAAUCUUGAGUUUCUUCAUUUAGAUGGAACUAUUAUCUCCACUCUCCCUCCAACCAUCCAGAACUUCAAGAAACUUGUGUUGUUGAACUUGAAAAACUGCACAAUGUUGGAGUCUCUCCCGGAUUGUCUCAACAAGCUGAAGGCUCUUGAAGAACUUACGCUCUCUGGUUGUUCAAGGCUUAGGAAUUUUCCUAAAAUUAAGGAGACCAUGGAAAAUCUACAGAUUUUACUACUUGAUGGGACCUCAGUUGAAAAGCCACUUCAAGAGCCACUCCAGAUGAAUGGCCUGUCCAUGUUGCGGCGUCUAUGCUUAAGCAGGAAUGAUAUGAUCAAAAGCCCGCAACCUUGCAUCAGCGAACUAUAUAACUUGCAAUGGAUGGACUUGAGGUAUUGCACGCAUCUCACAUCACUUUUAACGCUGCCACCCAAUCUUCAGUACUUAAAUGCACAUGGUUGCAUCUCGCUAAAAACAGUAGCGAGUCCUUUAGCUCUACAUUUGCCAACGGAGAAGGGUCCUUCGGCAAGAAGGGUCCUUGCGAGCGAGGGAAAAUGA
Brassica napus (rape) is the source of this 2034-nucleotide messenger RNA. Its product is annotated as disease resistance-like protein CSA1. The transcript has 4 exons. The record is from RefSeq and is a predicted model, not a curated record. Lineage: Eukaryota; Viridiplantae; Streptophyta; Magnoliopsida; Brassicales; Brassicaceae. The coding region runs from base 1 to 2034 and encodes 677 amino acids. Gene Ontology annotation, molecular function: ADP binding. Gene Ontology annotation, biological process: defense response.